AUGUCUUCCUCCAAACAAGUCUCUUCCGAAUUGCAAGCUGCGCAAGCGCGUACGCUCGCACGCUUGGCCAAGAUCCACGAACAAUUCCACUCGACCCCGGGAUCGGGUCGGUUCAAGGGCAAGGUCGCGAUCUUGACGGGUGUAGGAUCGGAGAAGGGGAUCGGGAGGGCUUCGGCCGUGCUGUUGGCUAGGGAAGGUGAGUUGCAUUCUUGCGUGCUGGUCGGUGAGGUGGGGUGGGUGAUGGGUGGCCGGGGCUCGUGUUGUUGUGGGGAGGGAAUGCGGGGGGCAAGCUUUCGCGAUCACGGAGUCGAGCCUGCGAGAGACGGAUAGGAAGCCUGCCAUGCGAUGCAAAUGACGUGGAUUGGAUACGAUGCUAAACUGAGAACUCGGGAAUGAAUCCGCAGGUGCCAAGCACCUCUAUGUGAUGGACUUUAACGCUUCGUCCUUGCCUCAGUUGGCCAAGGACCUCGAGGCUCGCUACAAGGGGCUCAAAGUCGGUCACAGUCCGCUCUUCCUCCCGUCCCACAAGCGACUACUAAUCACAAUCACUUUCCCAGGUAACGGCUAUCGAAGCCGACGCCGCGAACGAAGACGCCAUUUCGAGCGUUUGCGAACAAGCGAUCAGGGAGGAAGGCCGUCUCGAUUGCUUCUUCGCGAAUGCCGGAAUCGUCGGGGCCAAUCUACUGCAACACACCGAACCUUCGGAGUUUAUGGAGGUCUUUAGGGUCAAUACGUUAAGGUGGGGCUUUCGGACAGAGCUAUGGAUUCUUCGCCUUGAGCAGGAUUUUCCGGAUCCUUCCCGGGUCAUUGCCAAGACAAGGGACCAUGACUGAUCCAUAGAUGGCUUUAUCGUCCCCGCAGUUGCUUUUUGGCGGUCAAGCAUGCUUCGGAAGCGAUGAAGGUCGUCCAGAAGGACUCGGGCAAGACCGAGACCGGCGGAAGCAUCAUCUUGACCGCUUCCGGUACGUUCGCAAAUCUUGUUCGGAGCAAUGCCUGAAGGUUGUCGGUCUGGACGGUUCCCUGAUCGAGAAGUUUCGUUGUACAGUGGCUGGUAUUAGAAGUGGCGCUGGACCGAUCGAUUACUCGUGAGUCUAUUCGGGACAUACAGAUAAGUUCACGGUCUUGGAACUGAUCAACCGAAUAAUCUGCCUGUGCCCCUUCUAGGGCAUCCAAAGCGGGCGUCAUCAACAUCGCCAAUACUUGUGCCAACGGCUUGUUCGGCACCAAUAUUCGUGUCGUAGGUUGUUUCGAUGUUUGCGUUCGGUUGGAGUAUCUGGCUGAUCAGGAGCAUUGGUUCUACACUUGCGCGACAGAACGCGAUCUGCCCCGGCUUGAUCGAGACGGGAAUGACGACCUACACGUGAGUUAGGUGCGAUCCCCAAAUACAUCAAAGUUACAAGAGCUGAUCUCCCAUAUCACUGUGUGAGCAGUUUUGAGCGAGCAAAGGAGCGCGGCACGCUCGGCAAAGUUGGGCAGCUGAACCCUCUUCGCAGGUGAGUCCCGAUUGAGGGAGAUAUAUGUGUCGACGAGACAGGUUGUUGAUCUCGAUGUCUUUACCACGCAUCUCAGGUUCGGUAUUGCCGAGGAGAUUGCGCAGGCCGUCUUGUUCCUUGCUUCCGGUGAGCUGGCGUCUGUGCUCGGAGGAGGUUGCAUAGUCGUCAAUGCUGACCGUGCUAACCGUGCCUACAGAUGACUCGUCCUACGUGAGCCUCGAAAUGGUCUUUCGACUGCCCUCCGCCAUGAUCUUCACACUGACGUUCCCCCAUCCCUUCUGGAAAAAACAGGUCAAUGGCAUCCACCUGCCCGUCGACGGUGGUCUGUCGUCGUCGCACCCCGUCGUACCGGGGCAAGCUUUUUAA
This is a messenger RNA of Microbotryum saponariae, 1859 nucleotides long. The record is from the annotation of a GenBank genome assembly. NCBI's taxonomy places the organism in Eukaryota, Fungi, Basidiomycota, Microbotryomycetes, Microbotryales, Microbotryaceae.